Messenger RNA from Suillus paluster, 1653 nucleotides. RefSeq lists its product as uncharacterized. NCBI's taxonomy places the organism in Eukaryota, Fungi, Basidiomycota, Agaricomycetes, Boletales, Suillaceae. The transcript has 5 exons. The record is from RefSeq and is a predicted model, not a curated record. Bases 255 to 1595 code for a protein of 446 amino acids. Gene Ontology annotation, molecular function: FAD binding.
GACUUAUUCGUGCGCUGCCAUCGCAGCUGCCGCACCUAUACGCGUCUUUCGGUCAACAUACAGAGCUGACAGGUUGAUCCAACAGAAUCGGAUCUACAAAGAGUUAGACAGCAAGCCUUCUAUGUUCACUUAAUAGGAGACUUGUUCGUGCGCUGCCCUCACAGCUGCCACACCUAUACGCGUCUUUCGGUCAGCAUAAAAGGGAAUCGCUGGAGUAGCUCUUUGCAUCACGAGUCCCUUCCCGUUUGGCCGCCAUGACUACUAUACCAAACAGUACAACUGUCUUGAUCGUUGGCGCGGGACCCUCUGGUCUUGUUGCGGCGCUUUCUCUCUUACAUCAUGACUUCAAGGAUUUUGUCGUUGUGGAUGCUGUCGAGCAAGGUCAGAACACCUCACGCGCUCUGGUUGUUCAUGCCGCGACGUUAGAGGCGCUAGACACCAUAAAUAGCGGAGAAGAGAUUGUGGCGAAGGGAACAAAAGCCAGGAGCAUCAAUAUUGGCAACCGCACAUCACAACUUGUUUCCACCAACCUCUCGUCUCUCGACAAACACACCCGUCACCCAUAUGCCCUCGUCAUCCCACAGAAUCUUACCGAGUAUAUUCUCGGCGAGAAAAUCAAAGGCUAUGGCGUGACCGUUCACCGGCCAUGCAAAGUCACCUCCUUGAGGAGGAACGAGAAGGAUGACAAUCUUACUGAUGUCACGUUCGAAGAUGGGAAGAUCAUCACCGCGAAGUAUGUCAUCGGUGCAGAUGGCGCUCGUUCUGUUGUGCGUCGGAUGGCUGGUAUCGGCUUUUCAGACCCCAAGACGGGCGAGCAGGGUGAUAGGACCACCAACCUGACUCAAAUGGUCCUUGCGGACGUUUUCGGAUUCAUAGGCACCAUGUCACCAGAAAGCUUCUUCCUUUCCAUUCCUAUGCCGAAUUCGUUUAACGAAUUGCUUGCUAAGAACGGCCAGGAAGUCAAUGGUCAAAUAUACCGCAUUGGCUCAGGCGUUCCUGUGGUGGAUGGGGAGAUUCCUCAUUCACCAGGCAAGGAUUAUCUACAGAAUCUCAUUGAUAGAUUUGGGCCCACAAUCCUCUCAUCAGACGCUUCAGUUAAUCCCGGCCUCCACGCCAGUCCGCAUCAAGGAAGUUAUAUGGCAUUCACUCGCCUUGGUGGAGACAAGCUCGAGGGUGCUACCGUUGCGCCUGAUGACACCGCCAGCAAACACGGUGGCAUCAUCCUUCUCGUUGGAGAUGCAGCGCACAUCCACUCCCCUGCCGGCGGCCAGGGCAUGAACCUAGGCAUCCGUGACGCAGUGUUCCUUGGAGAGGCUCUUAUGAAGCACAUAAACGCGUCUGCCUCACAACCUUCCAAUAUCGACACUGAUUAUAUCUUGCGCGAAUUCGCGGAGGAGAGGCAUAAACGCGCAUUGGAAGUGAUUGCGUAUACAAAGACGCUACUUUCAGUUAUGGGGACACAAGAUAAGAAGAUAUCGUGGGUGUUUCCGAUCUCGGCUACUACAGUGCGUGACUGGGUGAUGUGGCUUGGUGGGAAGUUUGGCUUCAUGCAGGCAAAGAUGGCGUGGGCGAUGAGUGGGCUGGGGAGGAGAUGAUUGAUCAUUUUUGGCGAUGGAAUUCAAUCGUGUUCGAAAUACAGUAAUUACCCUUUAU